Messenger RNA from Candidozyma haemuli, 675 nucleotides. RefSeq names its product Rcn1p (gene RCN1). Gene Ontology annotation, cellular component: cytoplasm; nucleus. The record is from RefSeq and is a predicted model, not a curated record. NCBI's taxonomy places the organism in Eukaryota, Fungi, Ascomycota, Pichiomycetes, Serinales, Metschnikowiaceae. Gene Ontology annotation, molecular function: calcium-dependent protein serine/threonine phosphatase regulator activity. Gene Ontology annotation, biological process: calcium-mediated signaling. The transcript has a single exon. Bases 1 to 675 code for a protein of 224 amino acids.
AUGGCUCGUCCACCAACAAACACCCUCAUUGUGACAAGACUCUCCAAGGAAUUGAAAGAUGACCCUAAUGUUCUUGUCAAUCUUCUUGCUGCACAGGGUCUCCAGGUAGAGCUUAUCUCGCUCCCCAAGUUCGAAAGGUACAUCAUAAUAUGUGGCACGCUGGCCCUAGCAAUCUACGUGAGAGACUAUCUACUGUCUAAUCUUGGGAAAUCUAUUGGUAUCAGUUUCAGUCUUAAGGAUAACCACCUGAGGCUCCUUGAAGACGAGAACUGGACCCUUCGAGCACAAGACACCCAGUUCUUAGAGCUUCCCUCGGAGGAAGGCAGCAGAAGGUUCCUUAUCCUGCCUCCACUUUCUCCUCAAAGCGAAUGGGACGACUAUCAUAAGGUCGAAGAUGGUCCUAACGAGAAGGCUAUCUACUCUCCAGAGGAGCUUUCGCACUUGCUAUGGGAUAGAUUUGGAGGGUUUGAUAGUUUCCAUGUAAAGAAGUACCAAGAUGACGAUGACGAAAGCGAUGAUAAUGAAGAGAAUUUGCUUGAUAUUCGUCAACAACCAGAGGUGCUUUUUGAGAAUAUCGAUAACGGAGUGCCUGCCAUUGUGGUAGAUUCCGUGCGGAACCAAAAAUCCAAAAAGACUCCACCUCUUCCCAAAACAACCAUGCCGCCUACCGACUAA